UAUAAUCACAAUUUCUCUCUCUCUGUCUCUCUUUCUGUCUCACCUUAUAUAUAUAUAUAUAUUGAUUCAUACACAGACAUCUCAGUGUGUGACUGUGGGAGGUUUCUUUCUUUCUUUCUCUACAUCAACCUGUAGACCAGAGCUUUCAGCAAACCCCUAUUCUCUCUCUUUCUCUAUAUGUAUAUAUAUAUUGUGUAUACAUAUGCAGUUGAUGAAGGGAAAAGCAUUUGAGCUUUUAAUUUUAUUCGUUCCUCUGUAAUUCUCAUUAUACAUUUGAUUUAUACACGUAUAUAGUGUGGAGUAUAAGCUGCUUCAGAUUAAGCUGUGUAGAAACAGUUUUGGUGGGUUUUAGAGGGCCGGCGAUGGCUGCCGAGGGUUUUUUGGUGAUGGCGGCGGUGGUUGCUAUGGCGGCCGCGGCGGUGGUGUCGGCGUUGAAAGCCGGUGGAGGAUUUCAGGGAGUACUGACUCUGGAGAGGGCGUUUCCGGUGGAGGGGAGACUGGAGCUUGAGGCGAUUAAAGCUCGGGACCGGGCGAGGCACGCGCGAAUCUUGCAGAGCUUUCCCGGCGGCAUCGUGGAUUUCACGGUUGGCGGUACCUCUGAUCCCUACGCCGGGGGACUUUACUACACCAAGGUGAGAUUGGGAUCUCCGCCACAAGAGUUCAAUGUGCAAAUUGAUACUGGGAGUGAGGUCUUGUGGAUUACAUGCAAUUCCUGUAACGAUUGUCCCCAGAACAGUGGAUUGGGAAUUCCUCUCAAUUUCUUCAAUGCUGCUACAUCUUCAUCUUUUUCAUCUAUAUCCUGCUCGGAUAAUAUAUGUGCUUCCAUGGUUCAACUUGCAUCUGCUGAGUGCUCUACUGAAAGCAACCAGUGUGGAUACUCAUUCCAAUAUGGAGACGGGAGUGGUACUGCUGGCUUUUAUGCAUCUGAUAUGCUUUAUUUUGAUACGAUUUUGGGUACCUCAUUGAUAGCCAAUUCUUCGGCUCCUAUUGUUUUCGGGUGCAGCACCUCUGUGUUUGGGGACUUGACUAAAUCAGAUAGAGCAGUGGAUGGAAUAUUUGGGUUUGGACAGCAGGGUCUGUCGGUGAUAUCACAAUUGUCAUCACUAGGAAUCACACCUAAAGUAUUUUCUCACUGCUUGAAAGGAGAGGGCCGUGGUGGUGGCAUAUUAGUUCUUGGUGAGAUAUUGGAUCCGAGAAUCGUUUAUACUCCCCUUGUGCCAUCACAGCCUCAUUAUAAUUUAUAUCUGCAGAGCAUUGCUGUCAAUGGGCAGUUGUUACCUAUUGAUCAAGCAAUGUUUACAACAUCAGGCAACCAAGGAACCAUUGUCGAUUCUGGAACAACUUUGGCAUACCUUGUCGAAGGAGCUUAUGAUCCUUUAGUUGCUGCUAUAACUGCUGCUGUUUCUUCAUCUGUGAGACUAAUUACUUCUAACGGAAACCAGUGCUAUCUAGUCUCUACGAGUGUAGCUGAGACAUUUCCAGCUGUUUCAUUCAAUUUUGCUGGUGGUGCAUCCAUGGUUUUAAGACCGAUUGACUACCUUGUGCUCACGGGAUAUCUUGAUGGUGCUGCUGUGUGGUGCAUAGGAUUUCUUAAGGUCCAGAAUGAAGGCACAACUAUUUUGGGAGAUCUUUUUCUCAAAGAUAAAAUCUUUGUUUAUGAUUUGGCUCAUCAAAGAAUAGGAUGGGCAGACUAUGAUUGUUCCUUGUCGGUGAACGUCUCCAUAACUUCUGGUAAAGACGAAUAUGUGAAUGCGGGACAGCUGAGUGUGAGCAGAAGCUCAUCAACUACUGAUAUCUUCAAAACAAUGCAUAAAACGUAUAAUGCUCUCAUGCUGCAUAUAUUGGUAUUUUUUAUCGGGAUUCAGCUUUUGUAAAUUACAGUUCAACGCAUAUCCAUUUUUUGCUGUCUCUGAUUUAUAUUCUUUGUAAUUGGUAAAACGUUAAUCCCACUUCAAGAGAUUAAAUCUGUUGAUU
Messenger RNA from Sesamum indicum (sesame), 1974 nucleotides. RefSeq names its product aspartic proteinase 36. Gene Ontology annotation, biological process: proteolysis. Gene Ontology annotation, molecular function: aspartic-type endopeptidase activity. Lineage: Eukaryota; Viridiplantae; Streptophyta; Magnoliopsida; Lamiales; Pedaliaceae. The record is from RefSeq and is a predicted model, not a curated record.